AUGAUGAGCCCGGACUCCACGGCGGGCAUCGAGGUGCUGCUCGACCGCAGGGUGAUCGCCACACUGGAUAGCGACGCCGUCGUCGGCCAGGACGUGAUGUUUGGGCUCAGCUCGAGGCACACGUUCACAGCGAGGAUCCCGGUGCAGCACGCCAAGGGCCUCUGGGUGAUCCCCCGCUCCGCGCUCGAGCGGUCUCUUGCCAAGGAUAGACGCGGCCAGCUCUGGCGGGGUGUUCGGCGUGGCGGUGCGCGCGAGGGACAGGCAGGCGCUGAGCAGGCGCGCCGGGCGACGGUCGCCCUGCUGCUGGGCCACCUGUCGCACCCCGCGGCGCACGUCCGCCUGAGACUGUGGCCGAGCACCUCGCACGAGUUCCGGCAGGCCCUCCUGGAGGCCGUCGAGGUGGAGCUGCACCCGGCUGGGGCCCAGAUCUGUGCCGAGGGCGAGGACCAGACCAGCUGCUUCUGCGUGCACCGCGGCGAGGCGGUCGUCAAGGACCGCCGGCGGCGCGGAGGGCAGACGGCGCGGCGGCGGCGACGUGGCGCACCUCGUGGACGCCCCCAGGCUGUGCGCCUGGAGCGCCUGGUGGGGCGUGGCGGAGAUGCUGGGCGUGUGCGCGCGCAGACCGGCGGCGGUCGAGGCCAAGACCGACUGCGUCGUGUGGAGCCUGGCCCGGGAGAGCGGGCCGAGGAGCUGCGCCAGCGCUUCCCGAGGGAGCUGAAGCUGCUGGACAUGGUCGCCACCGAGCACCUCAAGCUGCUGCAGCCCUGGGCGCCGCCGGUCACGGAGGCGCCGAUCUUCCGAGGCUGCGACGCGGACUUCCUGAGGGAGCUCUCGGCCGCGAUGCGGUCGCAGGUGUGCCCCGCGGGCUGCGUGCUGGCGAGGGAGGGCGACCGCGGGAGCAGGGUCUUCUGCCUCGCGCGGGGCUGGGCGGCCGUCCACUCGCGGCGGGCGCGGCACAGCGGCGUCCUGGCGGCUGCCAGCUUCCCGAGCGACGGCGCGCAGGACAAGGCCGAGGCCGAGGACGCCGAGCCCCUGGCGCGCCUCGGCGCCGGCGCCUGGUUCGGCGAGCUGGCCGCCCUCGGCUUCGUCGACCGGCGGGCCGCCACGGUGACGGCCGUGAGCGCCUGCGACGUGCGGGUGCUGCCGCUGCUGGCGCUCUGCGGCCUCCUGCACCGGCGCCGCGACCAGACGGGCCCCUGGCUCGCCCUCGCCGAGCAGCACGGCCACACGCUCCCGCCCCCGCCCGCCCUCGAGACGCUGCGUGUCCUGAAGGGCCUGUCGCCGGAGUUCCUGGGCCAGCUGGACUCGCUCAUGGCGCACCAGGUCGCGUUCCGAGGCCAGCCCCUGUUGCUGCAGAGGCAGGCCGCCGAGGACGUGUUCGUGCUCACCACGGGCAGCGUCUCCCUGGAGGUCGACGGCGAGCCCGUGGCGAAGGUCAGCGCGCCCCUGCUGCUGGGGGAGAGAUGGGCGUCGUGCUGCCCUCGUUCAAGAGCCCGGUGA
Molecule: messenger RNA, 1500 nt
Organism: Prorocentrum cordatum
Lineage: Eukaryota; Dinophyceae; Prorocentrales; Prorocentraceae
Source: the annotation of a GenBank genome assembly